AUGUCUUGUCGUGGUUGUGCUGCUAUAACCUUUUCUGUUGUGUUGUUAAGUCUUUUACUUUUAUCUUUCACGUUAAUUGAUCUUAACGUCCCAGACGCCGAGCCUUCUCGUUCUACGGGUUAUCCAACAUGGCAUCCAGUCCUCGAUCAUUUUGAUCAACAAAGCUAUGAUACUUCGAUUUUCUUUUUAAUGAUUUCCUUAAUUUUAUCGGGUUAUUACUCAUUACAAUGGGUCUCACAUCGGGAUUUACCAAAAAAAUUUAUUACAUAUAUCUAUCAAGAAAAUGGAAGUAGAAUUCCAGCUAUUUGGUUUAAUAAGACCAUAGCUUAUUAUAUUUCGUUCACUUCCGUGAGCGGGGUUGCCUUAUUCUUUUUUGAUUCAGGAAAGCUAUGGUCAACUUUCGGUACUUUGCAUAAUGUUUGGGAAGUUUGUAUUUUGUUAUUAUUAGCUCAAGGAGGAAAAAUCACUUCAAGCUUUUUUUAUGCAUUUGUUGCUUUUUACAUAAUGUUUGUAAAUGUGUUGAAUAUUGUUUUACCUUGGCCUUUUGAUGCAAUGUGGUUCAAAGCACAGGGUCUUUGUUCGGAUUAUGCGUUAUUUAUCGUAUUUGUUCGUAUCUACUUUGCCACACGAGAGUAUGUUAAAGAACAAUCAUCAGCUCAACUUCCCCUGACCAAUGAGGAUGAUAUUUCACCGGCUGAUGAAGAACCAAGCGUCUCUCCAAAAGUUAUUCGACAUCCAAAUCAAAUUUUAUUGUUAAUUUUCGCUUCUUUUACUCAUAUAUUGGGAAAUGACCUCCCCUCAAUCUCACCGGUUGAUGGAAGAUUGUAA
Messenger RNA from Funneliformis caledonium, 828 nucleotides. The record is from the annotation of a GenBank genome assembly. Lineage: Eukaryota; Fungi; Glomeromycota; Glomeromycetes; Glomerales; Glomeraceae.